AAAAAUCCUUGGCGCUGCCUCGGCACGAUUGAUUUUGAUAUAUAUGUACAAGUUGGCGUUUAUUUCUUGAUCAGAGAUGCGUGUCCAGUCGUGCCGAGGGUAUUUUCAACUACGCGUCGUGCGUGCCCCUGGGACCGACGCUUCGACGGCGCGAAGUAGAAGUUCUGCUAGAUGGUCGUCACAAGGGCAUCAACAUCUCUCAAGCAGACCAAAGGCGACCGCGACGUCCUUGCGGCACUAUGCGCAACACGUGGCGGCAGUCUCAUGCAGUUCGUCAUCGUCCUCGUCGUCGCGACCACCGGUGCCGCCGAUCCCACCGCCGCCGACCGGGACAAGUGGCACCUCCCCGGCCAGCCUGGAAAUGGCGUUCUGCAGCACGACGAGUUCAGGUUUAGAAGUACAAAGCGUAACUACAUUGCGCGGCAGUAACUAUCAUGGAGACGGCCUGUCAGCAGGAGCAGGCACAUCAUCUUCAACUGUGUUCCCACAACAGUCGGAGCAGCAGCUUUCUUCAAGAAAUACAGCACUCAAUGGUGGACCCGACCCGGGAACGGGAUGGCUCUCCGCUGAGAAUGGUCGAGCCGUUGGAAUAGAAGUGGAGUCCUCCGCAACCGAAACAAACAUUCAGGGUCUCAAAAAAGCAAGGUUCAACAUUUCCCCACAUGGCGAACUACGGACGCCACCGACACUUCCAUUAGAAAGGGCGCCUCUGGGUGGCGGUCAGAAGAACGUUGUCCUUGACGAUUCAUCUUGUUCGCAUCAGCACGCCUCGGAGAGAGCGUCUCCCUCGGCAACUCCUUCUCUACUUUCCUCAGAAGCCAAGGCGGAGGUUGGGUUCCUGCACAGCCUGCGAGCGCGCGCACCCUUGCUCUUCACCGACGCCGACCAGCAUCGUGAAAUUGACCUAGCUCGGCAAAGAGUGAACUCGGAAACAAGCCGUGGUAGUCCUAAAAAUGCAGCUGCAGUGUCGUCUCGGAUUAUUAGUAGUGCCAGCGAACAAGGAGAUGCACCAACCGCACAACGUGAAGAAACAAACACUGUCCCCGUCAACGACGCUAUCGCUACCUCCAACGAGGACACACAAACUGCGGCUGCGCCACUCGAAACUGCGUCGUCUUUUCCGGCCCAGCUGCUGUUCGCGGACCAAGCCUCCGCACCGUGGAGAACGCGCGUGAACAUAGACCACCUUUCGGACCGCCUGCUCGAGCGGGACCGAUCGCUGCUGCCUGACCUCGAGCAAUAUACGCGGAAGCAGCGCUGGUUGGUCACGACCAAGUAUCAAAUGUAAAAAUGUCUGGGUCUGGAAGAAUGCGAGAUUUGUGAUGCAGGUUUUCCAUGACCCAUGAGGUCUGGAAUGCGAGACCCAGUGUGACAGAUUCUUUGCGGUCUGUAUCAUGCCUUUCCUGCAUGAGCAACUCCCUCUCAACUUGGUCAAAAGCGGACAGCUUUUGGCACUCACGCAACACAGAUUUUUGCAUCAUUUAGAUUUUGCAUGACAAGUUCUAAUCUUCCAGACCCAGACAAAUUUACAUUUGAUACCAAGGCGCUUCUCGAGGAGCGAUGCGGGGGCACGUUGCACGCCUUCGGCAGUUGCGCGAACGGGUUUUGGAUGCGCGGGUCCGACGUAGACGCAUGCUUGCUAGUUCCGGGAUGCAACGUGAAAGAGGCACAGGUAUCGAAGUUGAAACUCGUCGGUGCACUGCUGCGCGCUGCAAAUGCGGGCAAGGUGCUUGUCGUGCCCGCGAAGGUGCCGGUUGCAAAAGUCACCAAUUUAGACGGCAGCGACGCGGGGGACAUCAGUAUCAACAACAGCGUGGCGAUCGACAACAGCAACUUCGUUCGCACGCUUGCCAUGUUUGAUCCGCGGGUGCGGCACGUCGGAAGGGUCGUGAAGUCCUGGGCCAUGCAGCGAAAGAUCAACCAGCGGGCCGAGGGGACGCUGUCAACCUACACUAUCAUGCUGCAGCUGUUCUACCUGGUGCAGAAGUGUCAUAGGGUCGUGCCUCUCUACAGGUAUAUGUAACAAAUAAGCAUGAGCGCUGGCGCUGCAUGAUUUAUCUUUACCCCUAGUGCUAGCUUUGCCUCAACCGGUGCACCAGUAUCAUGAUGGAUCUCACAAGAAUAUAAGAAAGUAAAUGCUCAUUGUUGAAAAAACUAUCAGGGAGCUUGUCUCAGACCAGGAUCGUCCAAAAAGUCGCGUGGACGGCGCACCCAUCGUGGAGUUGAAGGGUCGGAGCGAUUUCAAGGCAGACGAGUUUGACCAGACCACCUCAGUUGGCGAGCUUUUCAUCAACUUCUUCCUGGUAGCAUACAGAAGUUUUGCUUUACGCAGGCACGAUGCAACGGAUUUUACAUACUGCUCCCUGUUUCUCAACCCCUAAAAUGACCAAAUGUAGAUGUAGGCUGCAGAGUCCUCGAGUCUGUCAUGCUCAUGGCAUUCUUUGACAUCCUUCAGGUCUUUGGUUCUUCCGGGUUCUCCGCAGAAAACGGUUUAGGCCGCACUAUUCUCGACGGUGACGUGGAGGAGAACGACGAGGGCACGUUGAUUAUGCGGUGUCCGAUUUCGAAGGCGAACGUGAACCCCAUGAGCAGCGAGACCUGGCGCAUCCUUUGGACCGAGUUCGCGCGCGCACGGGAGCUGCUAAUGGAAGGAAAAUUCGACGAAGUUUUCCUCCCGGCCGAUAUCUGUCCGCUAAGGAAACACAAAUCGGCUGUGCGGAAACAGAAAGCCGUAGCGGAACAGAACAUGAGUAACGAAGAAAAUGCCGUUUCUUGUUCGUCGGAGGACGAAGAGUCUUCUCGCAAACCGAAAGCAAAUAAUGGCACAGAGAGUGGAUCUUCCAAAAACGACGAGGAGUGUCCCGAAGAAAAAGAUAUCCAGACGACCCCAGUGGCGGCCAGCACAGCACCGGCAGCGGCCGAGACUACUAAUGAAAACGUAGCGGUCGGUAUUGGAAACGAAAAACAAACCGUCGUGGGCCAAACUGAGAGCGAUAUUUCCGGGGCGGACCAGAGCGCUCAGAUGGCCGAUGAAGGAUCGCUACAUGUUUCAAGAACGGGAAUUGAUAACGACCAAGGGAAACAGGCUGCAAUGCACCAGUAAUGGGCCAUUGCGGCGCUGCGCACACCUGGAGAUGAUUCUUGCGAUUGAAUCGCAACGCUGUACAAUAGCGUACUGUGAAGACACAGUAAAUGAUAUGCUGAAUACAGAACAGCCUUGCAAAUGAACAAGAGCGGAAACGCUUGGAGCGGCCACUGCUGUGAAUUCAACGCCACACGGAUAUUACAGGAUCCUCGGUGCUGUACGCCGAUCCAUUUG
This is a messenger RNA of Amoebophrya sp. A120, 3319 nucleotides long. The record is from the annotation of a GenBank genome assembly. Lineage: Eukaryota; Dinophyceae; Syndiniales; Amoebophryaceae.